CACGAAAGUCAUUGGCGCUCACAGAUUCGAUUUGUCUAUUAUCUUUAAAAACCCGUUUGAUUCACCUCACUCGCUCAUUCGCAUAAAAACAUAAAUAAUUAAUCACAAAAAUGGCGCUCCGAACCCUAGCAGCCAGUGGCAAAACCCUAAGUCGGUUUCAGCAACACAUCCGUGGCAUACAAACAUUCACACUUCCCGAUCUCGCUUACGAUUAUGGAGCACUUGAACCGGCUAUUAGCGGUGAGAUUAUGCAGAUACAUCAUCAGAAGCAUCACCAGGCUUACAUUACUAAUUACAACAAGGCACUUGAACAGCUUGAUGACGCAAUCGCGAAGGGUGAUGCUUCCACCGCUGUUAAAUUGCAGAGUGCUAUAAAGUUCAAUGGCGGAGGUCACGUGAAUCACUCAAUUUUCUGGAAGAAUCUUGCCCCUAUUCGAGAAGGAGGUGGUGAGCCACCACAUGGUUCUUUGGGUUGGGCUAUCGACCAACAUUUUGGUUCUAUGGAAAAGUUGAUUGCCAAGAUGAAUGCCGAAGGAGCUGCUGUGCAGGGUUCUGGAUGGGUGUGGCUUGCAGUAGACAAGGAGCUGAAAAGGCUUGUGGUUGAAACAACAGCAAACCAGGACCCACUGGUUACAAAAGGUGUAAGUUUGGUCCCUCUGCUUGGCAUAGAUGUUUGGGAGCAUGCAUACUACUUACAGUAUAAAAAUGUUAGACCCGAUUAUUUGAAGAACAUUUGGAAAGUCAUCAAUUGGAAGUAUGCAAAUGAGGUGUAUGAAAAAGAAUGCCCUUAAAAGGAAGAAUCUUGACACUAGCCUACAGGUGGGCUCUUGAAGAGUUUGGACAUGUAAUAAGCCAAUAAGGAAGUCGAAGUCCCAUUUUGCCCUGGUACUAAAUCUUUUUUGUAUGUGCAAAACUUGAAUAAACCAUGUCUUCUUGCUUCACGGCUUUUUGCUGCUUGUAAUCUUAACUUACGUUUUCUUUACCCAACUAUUAUUGUUAA
Molecule: messenger RNA, 1000 nt
Organism: Erigeron canadensis
Lineage: Eukaryota; Viridiplantae; Streptophyta; Magnoliopsida; Asterales; Asteraceae
Product: superoxide dismutase [Mn], mitochondrial-like
Exons: 6
Coding region: 111-791 (226 amino acids)
Biological process (GO): superoxide metabolic process
Cellular component (GO): mitochondrion
Molecular function (GO): metal ion binding; superoxide dismutase activity
Source: RefSeq, a predicted model, not a curated record